UCCUGCCUUGGAUCAACGCUUCAGGCUGCUGCUGGUCUGCUCCCGUGAAAGCAGAAGCCAUCGCUGAGAGAAAGUCACUCAGGUAUAAAACCUGCUCUGAAACCUACCAGAUGGAGGAAGUUACAGGAGGAGUCGACUUCCUCUAAAGCUGAAGACUCUGCAGAAACCUACAUGAAGCCAAGUUUCACUUCCAGGUUUCCUGCAUCCAAACAGAGAGAAGCUUCAGAAGCAGAUCAGACCUGCAGCUUCAACCAUCCGUCCAGAGAUGUGCUGCUCGGUGGCGCCCCCACUGGUCACUUUGAGUCCUGUGAUAUUUUUCCUGCUGCUGGCCGACACCUCGGUGAUGCAGGAAGAACUCUGGGAGGACUACAAAUAUGGCCGCCAAGGACUAGGGAUGAACUGCACCUGGAAAUGCAUCCUAUUUACCAUGCAGUGGCCAGGAGGGUUCUGUGAGUCUCUGUACAACGAGACUCUCUGCAGGAUUCCUGAGACUGUCAACAACUGGACCAUCCAUGGACUGUGGCCUCUUCAUGCUCUGGACUGCUGCGGGUGUUGGCAUAUGUUUCACUCCGACAUCCAGGACCUGGAGGCAGAGCUGACUGAAUACUGGCCAUCAUUAUUAAAAACCAAAUCCCCCUUCCAGUUCUGGAAGGAGGAGUGGAGGAAGCAUGGAUCGUGUGCAGCUUGUGUGGAAGGAUUCAACUCUCCACUAAAAUACUUCCAGAUCUGCCUGAAGCUACGGCAUCAGUUCGACAUCCACAGAUUGUUGGAGGCUGCUGGAAUCUCUCCGUCCUGUGAGCGGCCCUACAAGGUUGCGGAGGUGCAGAGAGUCCUGAGUCCACAUCUGGGGGACCGAUAUGAGAUCCAGUGUGUCAAAGACCACAUGGACCGACAGGUGUGGUUCCAGCUGAAGGUCCGUCUGCAUCGCAACCUGACUCUCGGAUGCGAUCACCAUGACGGGGAUCCUGUAGUGGAGUCCGGCCCAGGACCGCGCCCCUCUUCUGGACACCCCUGCCCGCCCGAUGCCCCCUUCUUCUACUUCCCCAUCAACCACCAGCAGCCACAGCGACCCUGCGGCUGAUGGCCUCCAUCACCAGAACAGCCGAACAUUUAACACGUUGCAAAUGUUUCAAAAUAUUCAGCUUCUCUUUUUUAUUUUCUCCAUUAAUGAAAUUGAUCUUUUAUUGGUUUAAUGGUUUAAAUGCUGUAAGCAGAGUGCAGACGGCUCACGCCACGGUGCUUCCUGGACCUGGACCCUGGAAUUUCAUCUUCAGCCAGUCUGGAACCGUCUGGGACCAAACUGGUUCCAAGAAAACUGGAAAGUCAUGAAGGAAAAUCUCUGAAUUCUGCAGGAAUAAAGAGACGGAUUCCGACCGAACACGACUGCAGCUUCUGUUCGAGGUUCAUUAAACCGAUUUAAUCCUUGGGUUUAAUUGAUUAUGAACUAGAGUUUGUGUAAAAUACUAAAUGUUAAAAUGCAGCUUUUUGUUGAUUUUCUUCCGUUUUUCUGCCUGUGAUGAAGUCGUGUUGAGCUUGGAGAAAAUUUCUCUGAAUUUCUAUUAAACAGUUAACA
This is a messenger RNA of Melanotaenia boesemani (Boeseman's rainbowfish), 1573 nucleotides long. RefSeq names its product ribonuclease Oy-like. The coding region runs from base 266 to 1081 and encodes 271 amino acids. Gene Ontology annotation, cellular component: extracellular region. Gene Ontology annotation, molecular function: ribonuclease T2 activity; RNA binding. Lineage: Eukaryota; Metazoa; Chordata; Actinopteri; Atheriniformes; Melanotaeniidae. The record is from RefSeq and is a predicted model, not a curated record. The transcript is spliced from 10 exons. Gene Ontology annotation, biological process: RNA catabolic process.